Molecule: messenger RNA, 2044 nt
Organism: Hibiscus syriacus
Lineage: Eukaryota; Viridiplantae; Streptophyta; Magnoliopsida; Malvales; Malvaceae
Product: protein NRT1/ PTR FAMILY 6.2-like
Exons: 5
Coding region: 90-1829 (579 amino acids)
Biological process (GO): oligopeptide transport; transmembrane transport
Cellular component (GO): membrane
Molecular function (GO): transmembrane transporter activity
Source: RefSeq, a predicted model, not a curated record
CUAGUCUCCAACACUUUCAAGAUUGGAUUUAAAGUUACUUUUUCACCGUAGUUGUGCUCGUUUCUUCAACUGUUGAAACAUUCAGAAAAAUGGAAGGGAAGAUGAGUUUCACGGUGGCCGAUGCGGUGGACUACAAGGGUUUCCAGGCUGACAAAUCAAAAACGGGUGGUUGGAUUCCAGCUGCACUCAUUCUAGGGAUUGAGAUAUGCGAGAGGCUAUCAACCAUGGGGAUUGCAGUUAACCUUGUGACAUACUUGAUUGGAACAAUGCAUUUACCCAGUUCAACUUCAGCCAACGUUGUCACAGAUUUCAUGGGCACAUCUUUUCUAUUGUGUUUGCUCGGUGGUUUUCUUGCCGAUUCAUUCCUCGGAAGAUACAGAACAAUUGCUAUAUUUUCCCUUAUACAAACACUGGGGACUGGCACAUUAGCACUGGCUACAAAGCUGCCACAGUUACGCCCAGCACCAUGCAAUGGAUCUGCUCCCCAUGCAUGCAAACCAGCCAAUGGAUUUCAGAUGGGAAUUUUGUACCUGACUCUAUAUAUAAUUGCACUGGGAACUGGUGGUCUAAAAUCGAGUGUUUCGGGCUUCGGAACCGAUCAAUUUGAUGAAAAAGAUGAGAAGGAGAAGUCCCAGAUGGCUUAUUUUUUCAACAGGUUCUUCUUCUUCAUCAGUAUUGGAACCUUGAUGGCUGUCACGGUGCUUGUUUACAUACAAGAUGAAGUGGGUCGAAGCUGGGCUUAUGGGAUUUGCUCGGUUUCGAUGUUUAUAGCCAUCUUGAUAUUGUUAUCAGGGACCAAAAGAUACAGGUAUAAGAAAAGCUUGGGGAGUCCGAUAGUUCAGAUCUUCCAGGUCCUUGUUGCUGCAAUAAAUAAGAGGAAUAUGGAACUGCCUUACAGUGUUGAAUUGUUAUACGAAGACACUCCUGAAACAUCGAGAAUUCUUCAUACGGAUGGAUUCCAGUUCUUGGACAAGGCAGCCAUUGUUGGGGAAGGAGAUUUUGGGAGAUGCCUUCCAAAUCCUUGGAAACUUUGCUCGGUCACAAGGGUUGAGGAAGUGAAAAUGAUGGCGGGGCUUCUUCCAAUAUGGGCCACGACCAUCAUAUUUUGGACCACCUACGCACAAAUGAUGACCUUCUCAGUGGAGCAAGCCUCCACCAUGGAAAGAUCAAUUAGAGGUUUCCAAAUCCCAGCAGGUUCCCUCACUGUCUUCUUUGUGGGAGCGAUUUUGAUCACUCUGGCCGUUUACGAUCGUCUUGUUAUGCCAUUUUGGAAGAAAUUGAAAGGAAAACCAGGUUUCAGCAGCCUACAGAGAAUGGCCAUAGGAUUAGUACUGUCAAUUUUUGGAAUGGCCACAGCAGCGAUAGCCGAGGUGAAAAGACUCGCAGUGGCUCGAUCAACCGAUGCUAACACAGGAGCCCUGCCUGUAACCGUGUUCUUGUUGAUCCCACAGUUCUUCCUGGUGGGUGCUGGUGAGGCUUUCAUUUACACAGGCCAGCUUGACUUCUUCAUCACGCAAUCUCCCAAAGGGAUGAAAACCAUGAGUACCGGUCUGUUCCUUUCAACACUAUCGCUCGGUUUCUUCGUCAGCAGUUUAUUGGUAGCGGUGGUGAAAAGUGUGACGGGAAGCAGUAACGGUGGCCAUGGAUGGUUGGCUGAUAACAUAAAACAUGGCAGACUUGAUUGCUUCUAUGGACUUUUAGCCGUUUUGGGGAUCAUAAAUUUUGUUCUGUUCCUUGUUUCAGCGGCUUGGUACAAGCGCAGGAAACCCAAACCUGCCAUUCAAAUGGACACCAUUGUUAAUGGCUCCUCUUCUGAGGACAAGUGUUAGGCUACUCUAGGAUUGCAGAUUAUCAGUGUCAAAAGCACCAUACUAGUCGAAAUAGCAAGGAAAGUUACCGGAAUGAAGGGCGGUCGUGAUUGGCUGGCUCGUAGGAUCAAUGAUGGUCAUGAUUGGCUGUUUUAAGCCUCAUAAACUUGGGGUUAUUUCUUCUGUGUACCAAAAUGUACAAGCCAAAUCCAGGAGAAUAUGCUCUUAAAAAGGAC